GAGACUUCACUCAUUUUCUCAGUCACCAAACAGUAUCAAAGUAAUAAAUAUUAAAUACGUAAGCUGCAGGCAUCACAUGGUCUCAGGAAUCAUUCUGAGCUCCACUCAGCAACGGUGAUGGAGGAGAAGGUGGAAGAAGAAGCAAGGGCAUCAGAGUUAGAAUCAUCAGUGGGUCUACACCCCCAUGGGAAGCUGCUCUCCUCCUACCUCGGCCUCAGCUUCUCCCUCUUCUUGGCCCUCCUCCCAUCCUCCUCCUCAAUCUCCCAGCUCUCGACCCUCCAUCUCAAGCUGCUCCAAGCUGAACAAGAGCUCUGCCGCCUCAAGUCCCGCCGGAAGGAGGACUCCAAAGCCAACGCCAGAGUUGUUGAAAUCUUCGCCGGCCACCGCGAAGGCUGGCGCAGGGAGGAGAAGCGUAUGGUGGACCAGAUCCACGCCGCCGCAGAAGAGAUCGCCUGCCUGAGGGCCAGGGUGGCGGAGCUGGAGCGGUCCGAGGCCGAGCUGAAGGCCAGGGUGGAGGAACUCACCAGGGAAGUGGGGGAGAGGGAGGAGAUGCUCGGGUUUGUGGCGAGGGAGAGGGAGGAGAUGCUCGGGUUUGUGGCGAGGGAGAGCCAAUACGCGUGUUUGGAUGACGGGAAAGUUAGGCUUCCGGCGGCGGAAGCAGCGGAGGAGGAGGAGGAGGUGGGGACGGUGUACGGUCAGCCGGAGUUUGUGGCUUCGGCUUCCAAGUUGUGGUCGGCCGGAGAUGGUCUGUGGCAGGAUGUACAGUAUGAACCCGUCGAACCAUUAUAUCAUAUGAAGCAUUUUGUAGCAAGAAGGGAGUCACCUUGGAAGGUACACGGAGAAUCAACAGGAGUGUCCUCUAAACUUAAAUUACUAGAGCAGGAACUGCUGAAUUUGGAAAGAGUUGGGAAGAGUGAUCUAUCAAAGGUGCCAUCCUUGAUGAGGAAACAGGCAAAGAGAUACCAAGCUCUUUCCGGGAAGAUUGAUGAUCUAUGCCAAAGAAUGCAAGCAAGCGAUCCAUGCGAGCCCACCCUGAGCUCAGAGUUCCGAACUCAAAGACAAACAGAGUUUCUGCUGGAGGCAUUUCGACUCCAGCAGCGGGCAUCAGAAACCGGUCAAAAGUUCAUGGCAUUACAAACAGAGACGGGGAAGAGUCGCAUGGGAGGAGGAGGAGGAGAGGAGCUGGGCCUGAGCACAAAGCGGUCACUGGACUCCAUCAGAAACAACCUGAAAGAAAUCCAGAGAAACUUGGAGAUAUGGUUGGCGAGAAUCAUCGGAGAUCUGGAAGGCAUUCUGGCCAGAGAUGGCGCCUCACGUGUAAGGGAAUACUACAUCUCUAGAUACCCUUUUGUUCAAUAGCCAUUCUCAACCUGAAAAUAUUGCCUCUUUUGGUAGAUUACUCAUCCUAGCUAUUGAAGUAGCGGUUAGAUGUCCUAACAAAAUGAAAUUUGUUACAUUUCCUUUAUCAAUCGUUGCGGUGGUUGUAAUC
Messenger RNA from Vitis vinifera (wine grape), 1489 nucleotides. RefSeq lists its product as uncharacterized. NCBI's taxonomy places the organism in Eukaryota, Viridiplantae, Streptophyta, Magnoliopsida, Vitales, Vitaceae. The record is from RefSeq and is a predicted model, not a curated record. The coding region runs from base 118 to 1359 and encodes 413 amino acids. The transcript has 4 exons.